This is a messenger RNA of Effrenium voratum, 10510 nucleotides long. NCBI's taxonomy places the organism in Eukaryota, Dinophyceae, Suessiales, Symbiodiniaceae. The record is from the annotation of a GenBank genome assembly.
CGUGAACGAAAGCAGCCUUGCGCAGUGUCCGUGUGCCCGCAAGCUUGACUGCGCCAUGCAGCGCGAAGUGCCGCCCACGUCGCCCCUGGCCCUGAAGCCGGCCGUUUCCCAGUGCCGGGCCUUGGAGUGGCUGGCGGAAUGCUCCCAGGCUGAGCUCCUGCAACAGCUGCGUGAGCUGAAAGUGCAGCGGUGGGAACGAUGCGUGGCCUCUUCAUGGCACCCGGUUCUGAACCGCUUCGACAGCAUUUUGGCCGCCUUUGCAGACCCCGCACGCGGCGAGGGAGGGCCCACGGAAGAGCUGGUCUGCGAGGUGCUGAGGGUCCUGCACGAUAUCGUCUUCCUCCAUCAGGAGCUGAAGGGCGCGGUUGACCGCCUGCGGGACCUGCUGCAAUGUUCUGAGCUGAAGGUGCUCCUGGGAGCCCUGAGGUGCCUUGCGGCCUGCCCACCUAGCCGGCACCUUCAAAGCGGCGCCGUUGCCAUGGAACGGCGCUUGGAGGUUCUUGCCUGUGCUGGCGCACCCAGCGUCCUGGGCGGCAUGGGCUUCCGGGAUGCCUGCAGCGAAGGGGACUUCGGGGUUGGAGACUUCCAGUUUGAAGUGCCUGGAUACGCUGGGACAGAUCCCUCAGAGCCCUCAAUGCUGAAGGCUCAAGCAGAUACGUUUGAGGCGCUCAACGCACAGUUCGAGGCCUCAACGACCAUUCCCGACACGGCUCGUCCCGCCCUUGCUUUGCAACUGCGGCUUUGGUGCCGCUCGCGCUCAUUGGAGGGCAGACGGGAGGUGGCGGCUAUAGCUUUACUGGCAAUUUGCAAUGCAGUCAAGCACAUCGGCCCCUACGUUUUGCAGCAGUACUUGCAGAAGAGGCCCGGCCUAUUGUCCGAACUCUGCGAACUGCUGCAGAGCCUUCAUGCCGUUGGUCCAGACGCAGGCGUAGCAGCGCUCCGGGUCACCGGCGCCAUCCUGGACUCGCGGUUCGGGCAAAGUCGAUCUGAAGCGUCUCAGCUAUCGCAAAUGCUCGGCUUAUCCUUGCCGCACGGCAUCGUUGCAUGCGCUUUGAGAGGACUACUUGGACACCAGCCCAUGCCAGAUCAGCUGGAGGAUCACAACAAGGUCCUUCUUGCUGCAUUGGAUUUGUUUCAAAUCACCACCGUCUCCAAUCAUCAGACCACAGCUCAACUCGGGCAUGCCGGCAUGAUCUUGGCGAUGCUCGAGCUGAUGCAGAAGACCGAUGUCCCCUCGCUGCCAACCGUGACUGCCAUGCUGCGCUGCCUCGAGCUGGCGGCAGAGGUUUCGGGCACCGCAGCGCUGGUCCUCUUCCGAGACUUCAGCGGUUUGCAGGCCUUCUCCUUGAGACUUCAGAGAGAAGUGGAGCUGAUCACGGCCUUGGACUUCUCCGGUGAUGCAUUUGAUCUGGAGCCUCCUUCCGACGCUGAGCAGAGACAGAGGUUCUGGGAGCUCUUGGAGGAGGUUAUUGCAAGAAGGCGGCUUUGCCGCCAAUUGUUGAAGAAUAUUCAGACUGCGCUGCAAUGCACAGAAGUCCUGCAGGCGGGCCUCGCCAAUGUGUUUCAGGGGCCCCUGAUGGAUGCGCUGAAGACCGCACUGAAGGAGCCGCAAAAGGUCGGCUUGUCGCUCUUCGGCACAGCGAUAGACAUCGUGUCCAGCAUCAUCCAAGAUGACCCUGCGAGAGUUCCGCAGAUGAUCGAUUCAGGAGUGCUGCCUGGCAUAGUGGCCGCACUCAACAAGGAAACGAUGAGAAGUGCAGAAUGUCUUUCUUUUGUACCUGGCGUGCUGGCAUCAAUAGCUCUUCAUGCCGUUGGUGAGGACUUUCUCCUGAAUUCGCCCUCGAAGCCAAUACAGCUGUUGACCCACAUCCUGGUGGACGCGAGUUUUGCCCCGCUUCUUCACUCCCAGCCAGAACUGGCACAGAUCAUGAGCACCCAGGUGGACAAGGUGCUGCGAAACCGGCCGUCUGGGCCCAACCAGUUGACGGAACAUGUGGUGGAUUGCAUGCUAGACGGCAUGCGCAGCAUUCUGGAGGAGGCGAAGGCCUAUCCAGAGUGGACUCCGCUGGAUUUGGAGGAUCAUACGGACUACCUAUCAGACAGACUGGCGCCCUUCAGCCGCUUUUGUUGGUCGAUCCUGUCCACCAACGAGCAGACUUUGAAGUCCUUCUUGGAGAAGAAGGGCUUGCAGCUGGUGCGACAACUGCAGGAGCUGCCUUGCCUGCCCUACCAUUUGACCUCCUUGGAAGGUCAGCAACAUCCAAUGGCCAGCCUCUUCAACUUGCAGGCCAGGGGUCCGGACGGGAACUUGGCGGUCGCGGCGGAGCUGAUGGAAAUGUUGCACGUCAACUUGGAGCAGGCGGAGCCCACGCUAAAGGAGUGCUUGCCUGGAGACCCUUACGCCAUCCUGGGCGCCAUGGAGGAGUCCAAGGUCGCCGCCCUGCUGCGCUCCGUGAGCCGGGCCGCCUCGGCGCUGGAAGGCUUGCUUUGCGUGUGCCGCGAGGGCAGCUCUGUGCAGGUCCUCGAGGCAGUCCGAGCACCUCUCAAAGAUGUCGGCCAGUUGGGCACCAGCAUUUUCUGCAUCGCGGCGUGGUAUCCGCAGGAGCGUGAGCGUGCUCCAGCAACUUCCAGCUAUCACGAGAUGAUCAAGGCCUUGUUCUCGCCAACUCCUCCUGCUGCUGCUGCUGCUGGAAGCUGGGGCCCAGAUGAUGUCCCGCCGGAGAAGGAACAGCCCGUCCAGGGCAAGCUCUUGGAAGCGGCGCGGCAAUGCUUUCGCCUCACGGCUCAUGCUGCGCGGCAGCUGCUGGUUGUGGUCUCCAAGCAGCUUCACAGUCGUGCAAGGCAGCGAGAGGUAUCGCCGACGAUCUCCGGUGUGGCAAGUGACCUGGCGGAGGUGGCAAAGGUCUACCUUUCCAGUGCUCAGCCAACAGAUGCUACCGCAUCCAUGCGCUGGACCUCCGACAUCUUCGAUUUGCUGCUGCGGAUGCACGAGGAGCAGAACCGGGUGGCGGUGCGGCCGCUGAGCUUGUCCGCCUUCUACCAGGUCGGCGGCUUCGAGUUGCUGGGGCCGAUCCUGCAGAAGGUUGGGGAGAGCUUGGACUUGGAGUCAGGACCUGCCGCCCUGGGCAGCGCGCUGGCAUACCUGGAAAAGGUGACUUCUCACAAGCGAUUCACCAACGCGCCGCAAGUGAGCCUUCUGAAGGCGGAGGACGGCUUCAUCCCGAAGGACCCUUUGUGCCGCUCAGUACAGGCGGAGUCUUUGAGGAUCCUCCUGCCAGUAUGGCGUGGAGGAGAUCUUUCGCGCUUCCCUGACAAUGCAGCCCGAUCGCUCAUGAAGGUUUGGGUGCACUCGCUGGAUGGCCCUCGCGACAUCCCACCCAGGCCGAGCGGAGCUUCCGGAGCAGCCCCACCCGCACCGGGUCCUCGUUGGCCAGAUGCCACUCGCCAGAGCAUGGUCACCUCGCUGAUCGACAUGGGCUUUCCGCGCGAACAGAUUGAGCGUCGACUCCAAGAUAUUGAUCCCGGCACUCGACCAGAUAUUCCAACGCUCAUCAUGAUGAUGGACGGCGACGGCUCAAUGCCCCCUGCACCGCCGCCGCCGCAGGCAAUCCCGCCAGCGCAGCCACCAGCUGAGGACGCUCCAGGAGUGAAGGCCAAGACGACGGCGGAGUUUCAGAGCCUGGUGGCGGAUAUGUUACAGGACCUGCUGCCGCGGAUUCUGCUCUUCGGCCGCAAGGUGCCGAAGGCAAUUCCGGUGGUGGCAGAUGCCAUGGCCUUCAUUGUGGCAGUCCCGAUUCAGCUGUGGGACGGCGCGGUGGGCAAGAACGGCACCGAAGCCAAUGCGGGCUCAGUGGUACAGGCUUGUCUGGAGGCUCUGGGUGACGCCCCGCCACCCGACACCCUCGCCUGCGUGGCCCAGGUCCUGGCGAGCCUCUUGCACCGCCGGCAGCAGGUGGUGGCUGCUAUUGGUACUGCCGGUGCCCAGUCGCUGCUGGAAAAACUGCAGACAUGGUGCAGCAUGAGCCUCGACUUUGACAAGCCCUCAUCCGAGCGGGGCUAUCGCCUACUGCAUUGCAGUGGCAGCGGUCCAUUUGCAGGAGAAAGCGAAACGCUGCUGGCGCCACCCUCCUGGUUCACUCCGGUGGUGGUCUGCGCCCAUCAGCUGCUGUCGAAGGUGGAGCUGGUGAAGCUGCGAGACGGCGGAGAGGCCUUGGAGACUGAGACACAGAAGACCUGGGUGAGCUUGAUCAUGGACAUCAUCUAUGGCUUUCCCGGGCUGGACGGAGGUUUGACCCAGAGCUGUUUGCAAGUCUUGACGCGGAUUUGCGCCACGAGCGUGGGCAGCAGCGCGCUGGUGUCCUACCAGCUGAACCCCAAGUUCUCUGCCAGCUGCGUCGUAGCUGAGGGUGCGGUACUCUCCUUGCAACUGCUGCUCCGCCUGGGCAAGCAGGCAGCUUUCCAGGGGCUUCUCCAAAUGCUUGCCGCCUUGGUGGUGCUUUUGUUGGAGGAAGGGCCGACGCUGCAGCAGCACAUGGAGACGCAGAUCCUGGAACUGUUCGCGGCGCGGAAGGAGAUGCCCGCAAGGGAUAUCUACCGCCAGCUCUUCCCGCUCAUGAGUCGGAACCCGCAGCUGUUCGAGGAAGCUCUGAAGGCAGUGACGCAACGAACAAUUCUUUCCGGCGAGACGUUGGCGCUGGAGCUAAUUCCAGAGGCCGAGAAGACACAACGCGCGAAGCUCCGGGGCCAACUGCCGCCAGGGGCUUUGCCGGUGCUGCAGACCCUGGUCAAUGAGAUUGGCUUUGGCGUUGACCUGCAGUUUAGGACAUCGUACCAGAAGCUGCAUGAGGCAGCUGGCAAAGCUGUGGAGAAGGCUGAGGAGCCGCUGCCGGCUGACUCGCUUCCUCCUCCGUUCCCCCUCGCAUUGGGUCCAAAUUGUGUGCUUUGCGUCCUUGACAGCCUCCUGCUGCGCAUCCCGGGGCUGAGCGCGCUGCUUCUGAAGCCGCCUUUGGCGUUGGCGGCAGAGCCGAAGGAGGAGCCUGGCUUCUUUCUGGUGACUUCCAGUUCAGCGGCUGAGCAAAAGAGCUUACUGCUGCUGAUGAUGCGGCACUUGCUUCCACAGUUGGCUCAGCUCAGCGAGCUUUGGCCGAAGCAGUUCGAACUUCUGCGGCCCUCACAGAAGUCGGCGCUGUCUGGAACUAUGAAUCCGGUUCAGAGGCUGCUGCCACACCUGGGAGCGGUCCUGUGCUCCGCGGCGCGGCACCCCGGCGAGCCUCGCAGGGCCCUGGUGGUGGAGGCAGUGGUAGCACUGCGCGCAUUGGCAGAUGGUCCGAAAUCCCAGGAGGAGCAAGGCUCCUACGGGGCGCAGGUGGCGACGGUCUCCUCCAUCGUGGCUCGGCUCCUGAGCGCUGCCUCGGCAGACCGCAAGGACGACAAAGACGAGGACGCGGAAGCUGGCGCUGCGGAAGCCCCAGGCGGUAGCAGCGCUUCGCCAAAGAAAGCGGCGGGCCGAGAGGCGAAGACGCAAAAGCGGGGCCGCAGCUUCUUCAGUGCCGCGGGAGAGCUGCAGGCCUUGCGCGAGGGCUUCGUGGCAGUGCUGAAACACCUGGCGAUGCGCGACGCCGGGCCCGCCAGCGCGGUGGUCAGGUGUUUGGAGCUGCUGUCGCGCUGGGAGGUGCAGACAGGACCAGAACCACGCGAUUCUGAGUCUGGCGAACUGCUGGAGUCUGAUGCGAGGGUCCUGCGAGCACUCCGAGACGCGCCCUUGGAGCACGUGGAGGUGGCCGAGGAGGCAGUCGGACCCGACGAAGAGGAUGAUGAGGAGGAUGACCUGGGCGAAGGUGGGGAAGCGCUGGACGAGGAUGAAGAUGAAGGCUGGGUGAUGGACCAAAUGGAUGACCAGGUUGAUGGCGAUGAGGCCGAGCGCGUGCACGACGAUGGUGAGGAGGAUGGCGAUGAAGACGACGAUGGUGAUUACGAUGAGGAAGACGAGGAGGAUUUGGAGGGCGUCAUGGGGGACUUUGGGCAGGAGGCCCAUGGAAUUUCCUCUGUGGUGCUGGUGAACGAGCUUCGGGACCAGCUCUUGGGGCAAGGUCCUGGAGUCUUGCAAAAUGUGGUGUUCGAUCAGGAGCAGAGCCGGAUGGAGGGUGGUGACGGCAUGACUUUCCGAGUGGACAUUGAUCUGGGGCAAGGCGGUGUGAUACAAGGUGUGCACCGCGGAGGGCAGAUGCGAAGAAUGCAGAUGCCACCUUCCAGAGGCAUGCGUGGCCCGGCUCAGGGCUUGGGCAAUGGGCCCGCCUGGGAGCCGGGCGAGAUGGACGCUCCCGCAGAGCAUCCCUUGCUGCGCCGGGAGCCCUUCCCGCACGGUGAGCAAGAGAACAACCGCAUGCCACCUUGGAUGGCGCCGGCAGGGGGUCUACGCCACUUCCUGGGAAGCAACUUCGAGCCUGCGCGCAGUGGGCCUGCUACAGCAGCAAGCCCACCGGUCAGCGAGGACUUCGAUGCAAUCUUCACCGAAGUGUCUGGGCGUCUGCAAAAUCAUCUCCGGGCACGACCUUCCACUCCGUCGCCCUCACCGCAGGCGGACGUGGCAGAAGAUCUGGCACGCCUCAACGAGGAAGCCGGGCGUGCAGCCGCGCCUGCGGAAACUCAGGCCCAAGCUUCUGCUCAGGAGGCGAAGGAGGCGCCGGCGGCGCCGGUGCCGGCGGAGCCGCCGGCGCCGGAGCCAAAGGAGCCAGAAGCAGAGGCGGCCUCCGCUCCGGCGGAGGCGGCUCCGGCGGAGGCGGCUCCGGCGGAGGCGCCGGCGGCUGCGGCGGCGGAACCUGCAGAGGAUCCUGCUGCGGCGCUGGGCAUCGCAGAGCUUGAGCGGCUCGCCACCAGCCUGGGCUGCACCCAGACCGCCUUGCUGCAGGCGGCGGAGAUCGACGCGACGGUGGUGGCAGAGUUGCCUGAGGAGAUGCGUGGCGCGGUGGUCAUGGCUACCUUGUCACAGGUCAACGUGGACCAUCUCCGGCGCAGCAGCGCGCCCCCAGCGGGAGCAGCCCCAGACACUGGAGGCGACGACGAGAUCGACGCCUCCGUGCUGGAAGCCUUGCCUCCCGAAAUCCGAGCGGAGGUCAUGGCAGAGCAGGAGAGGCGGCGCCGCGAGCAGGAGCGGGCGAGGGCUGCAGCAGUUCCUGCUCCAGUGGCGGUCGCUCCCACGGCUUCGAUCAGCGGCGACAUGGACAACGCCUCCUUCAUCGCGUCGUUAGAUCCCAUGCUCCGAGAGGAGGUGCUGAUGACAGCGCCGGAGGAAGUCUUGCAGACUUUGCCGGCCGAGCUGGUGGCAGAGGCACAGAUGAUCCGUGACAGGGCCUUCAUGCGCAUUGCGAGGGAGGGCCCGCCGCCGCAGCCAGCGCCAGUCCGACCGGCUCCAAGACCACAGCCACGUCCAGUGGCCAGACAACAUCAAUACCUCCAGGCUAUGGAACAACAACUUUCGCAGGGAGGUCGCAGACCCUUCCUUCACGGCAUGGAUGGCCGUGUGAGACAGGCCGGUGAAGACUUCAUGGCCCAACUCGGCUUGGCCUUGGGCGGCACCCGCAACCGCCAGGACUUGAUCUCGCAGCUGGGAAUGGCGCUGGGUGGCUCCCGCGGUCGCCAGGCGCCGCUGGUCGUUGCCGCAGGAACCAACUCCCCGCGGCUUGCAUCCUUCGACAAGGCGGACCGCGCUUUGCUGGAGCGUUUGGACGAGUAUGACGACUGCCAGGACCCAGAGCCACUGCCACCAGCUGCCAUUCCAGACGUCUGUCAGCUUUUGUACUUCCGCAACGAGGUUGCUGUGACGCCCUUGACCCGACUCUUCUUCAACCUGUCGCUACACCCAACCACCCGGAACUUCACCCUGGGCCAGUUCCUCGUGCUUCUGUGCAAAGAGCCGCAGGCCUUCGGCUCCACGGAGACGUCGCUUCCUCCCGCGCACUUGUACGAAGGUCUGGAGAAUGGGCAACUGCCUACAUCUACUGCGACGGAAGUGAAGGCGGUGGGCUCCCAGCGCGUCUUGCAGAUCAUGGCGUACCUGCUGCGCAGAAUUCCUCAGUGCGGGGAAUUCUUUGCCAAGCCGCUGCAGAACGAGCCCUGGCUAGAGGGCGAUGCGCCGCUGGUGGGCGGCGGGAAGCUGUCGGACCUGGUGGGGAAUUACUCGGUCAACGUCCUCUUGAGACUCUUGACGACAACGUUGUUCCUCGCCUCUUCCAGGCAUGCUGCCUGGCUACUGGCCAUUCUCCAUGCGCUCAUGGUUCCUCAGAAGCAGGAGGAGAAGGAUAAGCCGCCUGCAGAAGGCAAAGAGGCAAAGGAGAAAAACGAGAAGGGCGAGGACAAGAAGGAGCCGGCUGAGCAGCAAAGCCUGGAGCGUUGGUCCAAGAUCAACAAAGAGAUGCACGCUGUUCUGUCGCAGGAGAGUGUCCUCUCACUGUGCCGCUUUCUUUGCCAAGCCGGAAGCGGCCACGGAUCAAGCGGAGAGGCGGACACCUUCCAGAUGGCCGGGGAGAUCCUGGUGGCCCUCGCAGCGUCUCCGGAGCACCUGGCCAUGGUCCGGACGGAGCUGAUGACGGUUUUGGCUUACUUGGUCACCAACAUCGAGGCCGACCUGGUGAAGUGCGAGCCGGGCUCUGCGGACCCCUCCACCAUGGAGACCCGCCUGCUUCGAUUGGUGCGGACCCUCGCAGAGGUCUUCAAAGAAGCUGCCAAAGCUUCGCCCAAGGAGCUGAAGAUCGAGGUCUUCCUGCAGGAGGCUCGCCUGGAGGAUCUCUGGGUCUCCCUGGAUCGCACACUGGCCCGCCUGCACGACACAGAGGUUUUUGCAACACCCGCCCAGAGGAUCCUGUCCACAGGAGUUGCUCCGUCCCAGCUUCGCGGGGAGAGCUCAAGUGUCAGCGGAUCGCUGGCAUCCAAUGUGCAGACGACUCCGCCAAAGCCGCUCCUGAAUCGGCUGCUGCCGUUGAUCGAGGCCUUCUUCGUUCUCCACAACGGGUCCAAGGAGGCUGAGUCGGAAUCCAAAGAACAGGAGCUCGAGGGCGGCACGGAGGAGGAGAAGAAGACAUCGCCACAAGAGCAGGAGGCCCGACAGGGGAGUUCCUCCUCCGGUCUUGGAAAGCAAGUCUUCGCCAACUUCGUCGAGGUGACGUUGGUGGAGAGGAGCCGAUUCGGAGAGUUCUGCAAGCAGCACAGGCGCCCAUUGAACGCUUUGAUUAAGCAGACGCCGGCAUUGCUGAACAAGUCCUUCUCACCACUGCUGAAGCACAUGCCCCAUUGCCUCGACUUCGACAACAAACGAGCAUAUUUCAGAUCACAGCUCAGGUCCCGUCGCAUGGAGAGUCGCUAUGAGACUAUCCGCCUGCGAGUCAGGCGAACGGAGAUCUUCAUGGACUCUUAUCACCAGCUGCGCAGGAGGACAGGGGAAGAGAUGCGCGCGAAGAUCCAGGUCCAAUUCCAGGGAGAGGAAGGCAUUGAUGCGGGCGGCGUUGGCAAGGAGUGGUAUGGAGCGCUGGCGAAGGAAAUCUUCAACCCCAACUAUGCGCUGUUCGUACAAGCGGGGGGCAAGGCCUGCACCUACCAUCCGAAUCCCAUGUCCUACGUCACUAGGGACCAUCUGGACUACUUCCAUUUCAUUGGGCGCGUCAUUGGCAAAGCCAUCCACGACGCCCAGAAUCUGGAGGCCUGGUUCACUCGCGGAUUCUACAAGCACAUGCUUGGCAAGAAGGUGAUUGCGGCCGACUUGGAGGCGUUUGAUCCAGAGUACUUCUCCAACCUGAAGUGGAUGCUGGACAAUGACAUUACCGAAGUGGUGGAGCCCUACUUCUGUGCCGAAAGCGACGAGCUGGGCCAGAUGAAGGUGGUUGACCUGAAGCCGAACGGCCGAAAUCUGCCCGUGACCAACGAGAACAAGUACGAGUACAUUCAGCUGAUGGCAGAGCACAAGAUGACGAAAUGCGUGCAGCAGCAGAUCGACGCCUUCUUGAGAGGCCUUCACGAGAUAGUUCCUCCUGAACUGCUGUCACUCUUCGACGACAAAGAACUGGAGCUGCUCAUUUCCGGCCUGCCGGACAUUGACAUCGAGGACCUGAAGGCCAACACCGAAUACCACAACUAUACUCCGCAGUCGGAUCAAAUUCAGUGGUUCUGGAAGGUCCUCAGCGAGUUUAGUCAAGAGCAGCGAGCCUGGUUCCUGCAAUUUGCGACUGGAACGUCCAGGGUGCCAGUCGAAGGAUUCAAGGGCCUGGUCGGAAUGCGCGGUCCACAGAAGUUCUGCAUCCAUCGCGCCUACGGACCUGACCGCCUGCCCUCCGCCCACACCUGCUUCAACCAGCUAGACCUCCCGGACUACCCGUCAGAGGAGGUGCUGAGGGAAAAGCUUCUACAGGCGGUUCAUGAGGGCCACGAGGGCUUCGGCUUCGCCUGAAGAUUUGCGACCUGGCUGAGAUUGCAGCUCUUUGCUCGAACUGCGUCCACUCCGUUUGCGGGCUUGGCAAGCAAU